UCAGUGAAUCCCUCACCGCGCGCGAGCACCGCACGUAAAGGAAGAGAAGGCAGACGAUGGAGGACAGUACUUCCGACGAGACGGCCGCCCGCCGUGGUCCUUUGAGGACCCGUAAGUCUCGAUCGUUGCAGAAUGUGCCAGCCAGAAGGUCGUCGCUACGACAGCCAUCCUCGGAAAGUCGUCGCCUCUCGCUCAGCAACAUAAGCGUCCGAUGGGAAGACCAGCAGCCGUCGUCAGAUCUCGAUCAAGCUGACGAAAAGUCCACGGGAGAUGCGCCUGAGCAGCGAGAUUUGGAGGCGUCUUCCACUGAACGUACAGUGGGCAGUCUGAUGCGCACGCCUGCAAAGACCUCGCUGAUUGCCGCUGUGCUCCUCGUGUCAGCUGUAGUGGCAGGCAGCCUCUUCACUGGCGCUCAUUCACACCAGUAUGGAAUGCUGGGGCGACGGUGGCGAACGCCGUCGCCCAGGCUCUGCCGAAGCGAGCCCUGUCAUAGACUGGCCUCGCUGCUUUCCGACGCAGUGAACAGGAGUGCCCGACCAUGCGUCAACUUCCACGACUAUGUCUGCGGGGGUUGGCUGCAGAGCCGAUCGGUGAGCGUUGCAAGGACUCUCCGAGGUGCGCUCAUCGAUAAGAUUACUCGAGAAGCCAGGAACGAGCAGAUUCCCGACCUUCACCAGACGCCGUCGGAAAAAGCGGCUCGCUACUUUACCGCUUGCGACGACGUCGUAUCGGCCUCUGAAGAUCACCUGGACGAAGUAAAGGCGCUCCUCCGCAAGGGCGGCAUUAUGUGGCCCGACAUGGACGCGAGAGCGGAUCUCAUAGACGCGAUAUUCUAUAUGUCCCGCGUGGUGAGAGUGCCCAUCUUGUUCGAACUGUCGUUCGAUAAAAGCGCUUCUCAGAACAAGGUUUUUGUUUUCAACACGAUGCGCAUCUUGGACAUGAUGACAAGUCGUGAGGGACAGACGAAGAAGUCCACGGCGAAGAACUUCUUCCGAACGCUGUACGAGGCGUUUUCGAGCGAACGAGUUUCCGACGUGCAAAAGCGCUUCGCGUCUCUGGCAGAGCAGCAAAGGGAGCUAUUUGCUUCUCUCAAUGCGUCCCUCAGCAGCAUGACCCAGAAAGCCACAACUACGUCAGAAAUCCAUCGCUGGACUAGAACCGUGUCCAAGAAGCGUUGGCAAGCGGCGUUCUUUAAAUACUUUAAUAUAGCGAAAAAUAGCUCGUUGCCUGUCGUUCUUGACAGCAAAAGCUACUUCAUGGCCUUUUUCGCACAUUACAGAAAAUCAGGCCCGGUUCAGACCAUGGAUCUCUACGGAUAUCUCUGCGCUGAAGCUCUGUUUUCUUUCACCAGCCAUAAAAUAAUCGCGAGCUACUAUGGUUAUCAACGCGUGUCAAGCCAGCACCGUGAGCACUGCUUCUACCAGACUGACUACUUCAUGCACUACGCGUUCCAGCACAGCCUGGUCAAGAACGUUAGCACAGAGUCGGUAAGAGAUGACGUGGCGCGCCUCGUGGCGCGUCUUGUGCGUGCCGUCGAUGACACCCUCAACACUGGCUGGUCAUUCUUUGGCGAUUGCCCGGCCUACGCCAACGACAAGGAGAGGCUGUUGGACGUGUUCCGGAAGUACGAGCCUCACUAUGUGAAGGAAACCUACUCCUCGUAUCCAGACAUGAGCAACAACCCUCUCGCAAACUGGAUCGGGGCAGCCGAAGCAGCGUCUGCAAUGUACGCUGAGGAGAUUCCAGUCGGAGAAUUGAUGUUCGGCCACGAAGCACGAGUCGCCGAGUCUCCGGUUGACCUAGCAUACCUCGACGUCCUCUGGUACACGCUGGGAGCACCCCACGCUGUUAAGCUGGCCGGACUUGGAUCGCAGGUGACAAGAAUGGUGUUCCAUGAGAUACUCUCCUCCAAGAAGCCCUGCCAGAGACUCAUGAAGAGCACGGAGAAGCUGUGGAAAUGCAUCACGGCCAGGGAGCCCGACUCGAAACACUUCAGGGCCGUCAAGGAGGACGUGUUGGUGUCUCUGCUGUCACAGAGUGUGCUAUGGCCAGUAUUCAAGGACUCACUGGCUGGUGGUUCGAGAGCACUAGCGGAGCUUGGCUCCCUGUCAGAGCCAGAGCUUUUUUUUGUCUUGACUUGUUUGCCUCUGUGCGGAGAAGAAAAUGCGGAGGCAAUGUGCAAUCUGCCGCUGAAGCACAGCCUCGAGUUCUCGCGGGUGUUCUCCUGCCGUCGCGGCGCUCAUAUGCGUCCUAAAUUCCAGUGCAGCACGAGGGCAUUGAGGCCACGUCCGGUCGACCGGCAAUAAAUGCCCCAAG
Molecule: messenger RNA, 2316 nt
Organism: Dermacentor silvarum
Lineage: Eukaryota; Metazoa; Arthropoda; Arachnida; Ixodida; Ixodidae
Product: EEF1AKMT4-ECE2 readthrough transcript protein
Exons: 2
Coding region: 57-2306 (749 amino acids)
Biological process (GO): protein processing
Cellular component (GO): plasma membrane
Molecular function (GO): metalloendopeptidase activity
Source: RefSeq, a predicted model, not a curated record